Doryrhamphus excisus (bluestripe pipefish) is the source of this 864-nucleotide messenger RNA. RefSeq names its product guanine nucleotide-binding protein G(I)/G(S)/G(O) subunit gamma-10. Gene Ontology annotation, cellular component: heterotrimeric G-protein complex. The record is from RefSeq and is a predicted model, not a curated record. Gene Ontology annotation, biological process: G protein-coupled receptor signaling pathway. Lineage: Eukaryota; Metazoa; Chordata; Actinopteri; Syngnathiformes; Syngnathidae. Gene Ontology annotation, molecular function: G-protein beta-subunit binding.
UUGGAAGAAGGGGUUUCGAGCGUUUGGGACCAAUUUCCUCUCUGUGGUGGACGUGUACACCAAGCAGCUCUAACUUUUCUUGGCGAGGGCCGUCGUCAUGUCGAAUAACAACGCCAGCAACAACUUAAUCAUCGCCCAGAGGGCCGUCAAGCAGCUCCGGUUAGAGGCCAGUAUCCGUCGGAUUAAGGUGUCCCAGUCUGCUGCCGAGCUGAGGAACUUCUGUCUCCAAAAUGCCUCAAAAGACCCUCUCCUGGUGGGUGUCCCCUCCAGCGAUAAUCCCUUCAGACCACCAAAAUCCUGUUCCCUCUUCUGAGGCCAGCAGCAGCCAUGAAGAAUCUGCAUUUCUGCAAUGAAGGCUGUCUUCACUCUGACUUGACUCUGUAGAUCUGCCAUCUCUCUCCUGGACCACACGACUCUUUGUUUUUCAGGAGGACGUCUGUUUGCCAACACAAACCAAAUAGUCAUGAAAGCACCCUUGUGUUGUUCAUAUUCAGAGUUUCUUGAUUUGCUAACAUUAUAAAAUGUGUAGACUGCAGCGGAGGAAAAGAAACCCUCUUCCACGAGAAACAUACUGACAAACAAUUGGACUUGUGACCAGAGUAUUUAUGAAGUGUGUUUUCAUAUAUUUUAUUUGGAGCCAUUCUACCAAAUGGUACAGACCUGGAUGGAAGUUACUCUCUUUAAAGCACACGAUGCCUUACAAUGAUUUUCCAUCACUUUGCUCAACUCGGCUAUUUUGAAAAUGCUUGUACAUCUUCACUGUUUUAGGUCAUGCAAUGAAAUCUUUUACUGCCUUUAUUUUCCUUAUCUUUGCUACUGACAACAAUCUUUUUAGAAAUUAAAUGUCUUUUUCAUACACUUUAA